Sorex fumeus (smoky shrew) is the source of this 1621-nucleotide messenger RNA. It is a transcript of the gene PIP4K2C, whose product is annotated as phosphatidylinositol-5-phosphate 4-kinase type 2 gamma. NCBI's taxonomy places the organism in Eukaryota, Metazoa, Chordata, Mammalia, Eulipotyphla, Soricidae. Gene Ontology annotation, biological process: phosphatidylinositol metabolic process. Gene Ontology annotation, molecular function: phosphatidylinositol kinase activity. Bases 101 to 1366 code for a protein of 421 amino acids. The transcript is spliced from 10 exons. The record is from RefSeq and is a predicted model, not a curated record.
UCCGGUCACGUGACGGCGCGCAGGUGAGCACCGCUUCCGGGGUCGGGAGCCCGGAUCGCGGCCGGCUCCGGCUUCCCCUCGGUCGGGUACGCGGGAGGCGAUGGCGUCCUCUUCGGUCCCGCCGGCCGCUGUCCCGGCGGCGACUUCGGCCCCCGGCCCGGGCUUCGGCUUCGCCUCCAAAACCAAGAAGAAGCAUUUCGUGCAGCAGAAGGUGAAGGUGUUCCGGGCGGCCGACCCGCUGGUGGGCGUGUUCCUGUGGGGCGUAUCCCACUCGAUCAAUGAGCUAAGCCAGGUGCCGCCCCCAGUGAUGCUGCUGCCGGAUGAUUUUAAAGCCAGCUCUAAGAUCAAGGUCAACAAUCACCUUUUCCACAGGGAAAAUCUGCCCAGUCAUUUUAAGUUCAAGGAGUACUGUCCUCAGGUCUUCAGGAACCUCCGUGAUCGAUUUGGCAUUGAUGACCAGGAUUACUUGGUGUCCCUUACCCGAAGCCCUCCAAAUGAAAGUGAAGGCAGUGAUGGUCGCUUCCUUAUCUCCUAUGAUCGAACGCUCGUCAUCAAGGAAGUUUCAAGUGAGGACAUUGCCGAUAUGCACAGCAACCUCUCCAACUACCACCAGUAUAUCGUGAAGUGCCACGGCAGCACGCUGCUGCCCCAGUUCCUGGGCAUGUACCGAGUUAGUGUGGACAACGAAGAUAGCUACAUGCUCGUGAUGCGCAACAUGUUUAGCCACCGCCUUCCUGUGCACAGAAAGUACGACCUGAAGGGGUCCCUAGUUUCUCGGGAAGCCAGCGAUAAGGAAAAGGUGAAGGAGCUGCCCACACUGAAGGAUAUGGACUUUCUUAACAAGAACCAGAAAGUUUAUAUUGGUGAAGAGGAGAAGAAAGUCUUUCUGGAGAAGCUGAAGAGAGACGUGGAGUUCCUAGUGCAGCUGAAGAUCAUGGACUACAGCCUUCUGCUGGGCAUUCACGACAUCAUCCGGGGCUCCGAGCCAGAGGAGGAGGGGCCCCCACGAGAGGAGGAGCCGGAGGGGGACGGAGACUCUGGCCUGGCUGGGCCUCCCGCCCUGGUGGGCUCCUACGGCACCUCCCCCGAGGGUAUUGGAGGCUACAUCCAUUCCCAUCGGCCCCUGGGCCCUGGCGAGUUCGAAGCCUUCAUUGAUGUCUACGCCAUCCGGAGUGCCGAGGGGGCCCCCCAGAAGGAGGUGUAUUUCAUGGGCCUCAUUGACAUCCUGACCCAGUAUGAUGCCAAGAAGAAAGCAGCUCAUGCAGCUAAAACUGUCAAGCAUGGGGCCGGGGCGGAGAUCUCUACGGUCCAUCCUGAGCAGUACGCGAAGCGAUUCCUAGAUUUCAUUACCAACAUCUUUGCCUAAGAGACUGCCUGACCCCGCGGUGACUGCUGCUUUAAGUCUGAGGUGGUGGGGUUCUGAGAGGUUUGAGGGACCGUACAUGCUCUGGCCACUAUCACUUUUCUUCCUCCUUUGCUCUAAAGGCUGCACGCCACUUCCAUCUCCCAUAACCCUUGGCUCCUCCUGGACCUCAGAAGCGCAUUGUCCUUUCUCCCGCCUGUCCCGUUAGUACCCCCCACCCCAGCCCCGACAAUUUUGCUUGCUAUAUUAGUGUUCGUG